ACUAAGCCUAAGCCAGGAAGCAGAAGCAGUGCUCUUAUAUGUUCCAACCGUUGUUACAUACAUAAUAUAUAUCUCCUUAACUCACCAAUAUAUCCAGAACUACAGCUUGAACUAAUAGCUAGUCAUGUGUAAUUACCCAAAGCCACCCUCAGCAUCCCCAUUUCUGUGUCCCACAAAAACCCACCUCCUAACUCCCGACCCCAAAGUCUUGGAUCCUCCUUCUGAUGAUCAAGUUCGAGAUGAACUUCAUAGAUGGCCAACUCCUAAAGAGGUCUUAGAAGAAAUGAAGGCCAUAGGGAAGAUAUCAGGCCCAACAGCCAUCACUGGUUUACUCUUAUAUUCUCGAGCUAUGAUCUCUAUGCUUUUCCUUGGCUAUCUCGGUGAGAUGGAGCUAGCAGGUGGCUCACUCUCCAUCGGUUUUGCCAACAUCACUGGCUACUCUGUGAUCUCUGGAUUAGCCAUGGGAAUGGAACCCAUUUGUGGACAAGCCUACGGAGCAAAACAAUGGAAGAUACUUGGCUUGACCCUCCAAAGAACUGUUCUCUUACUUCUCUCCACGUCCAUCCCCAUCUCAUUUACAUGGCUUAACAUGAAGAGAAUCCUCUUGUGGUGUGGUCAAGACGAAGAAAUAUCAUCAACGGCACAAACAUUCAUUCUCUUUUCCAUACCAGACCUUUUCUUCCUUUCACUUCUCCACCCUCUUCGUAUUUACCUAAGGACUCAAAGCAUCACAUUACCAUUAACAUAUUGCUCAGCCAUCUCUGUCCUCCUCCAUGUCCCUCUCAAUUUCCUUCUAGUUGUCCAUUUCAAGAUGGGUAUUGCUGGUGUAGCUAUGGCAAUGGUUUUGACUAAUCUCAACCUCUUUCUCUUCCUUUCCUCCUUUGUUUACUUCUGGAGGGUAUAUAAGGACUCGUGGGUUUCACCAAGCAUGGAUUGCCUCAGGGGAUGGUCAUCUUUGCUUGCACUUGCUAUUCCAACUUGCGUUUCUGUUUGCCUAGAGUGGUGGUGGUACGAACUCAUGAUAAUACUAUGUGGACUUUUGGUCAAUCCUAAAGCCACCAUUGCUUCAAUGGGAAUCCUUAUCCAAACAACAUCUUUAGUCUAUGUGUUCCCGUCAUCUCUUAGCCUUGGUGUUUCCACAAGAGUGGGGAAUGAGUUAGGUGCAAACCGUCCUGCAAAAGCGCGCAUUUCCAUGAUAGUGUCACUCUUUUGUGCUGUGGCUUUAGGCAUUGCAGCAACACUUUUUACCACAUUAAUGAGGCACCAAUGGGGCAGGUUCUUCACCAACGACCAAGAAAUCCUCAAGCUUACGGCCAUAGCAUUACCAAUUGUUGGGCUGUGUGAGCUAGGAAACUGCCCCCAGACCACAGGUUGUGGAGUCCUCAGAGGCAGUGCAAGACCCACCGUUGGAGCAAACAUCAAUUUGGGCUCUUUUUACUUUGUGGGUAUGCCUGUGGCAAUUCUUAUUGGGUUUGUUGCCAAAAUGGGAUUUCCUGGUCUCUGGCUUGGGUUGCUUGCAGCCCAAGCCUCUUGUGCAGCUCUCAUGUUAUUUGUUCUCUCCACAACUGACUGGAAUGCACAAGUACAAAGGGCAAAGGAGCUCACAAAAACAGAGUUUUACAACAACAACAACAAUCAUCAUGCUCAUGCUCAUGCUCAUGCUCAAGAGAUAGUAAUCACAGAUGAUGAACUUACCAAGACAGCAUCACUUGAAACAGACCCAUUCAUCAUACCCACUACCAAACUCACUAUAAAUUAA
Messenger RNA from Gastrolobium bilobum, 1759 nucleotides. Its product is annotated as protein DETOXIFICATION 48-like. Gene Ontology annotation, molecular function: xenobiotic transmembrane transporter activity; antiporter activity. Gene Ontology annotation, biological process: xenobiotic detoxification by transmembrane export across the plasma membrane. The coding region runs from base 125 to 1759 and encodes 544 amino acids. The transcript has 2 exons. The record is from RefSeq and is a predicted model, not a curated record. Gene Ontology annotation, cellular component: membrane. NCBI's taxonomy places the organism in Eukaryota, Viridiplantae, Streptophyta, Magnoliopsida, Fabales, Fabaceae.